AUGCCUGAAGUCAUUGAGCUUGUUUCGUCCUCGCCGGUAAGCAGUCUUCGUGGGACGAAAAACAAGAAGGAAUCUCCCAAGAACUCAAUAGAAAUCACAUUGGACCCUGGCGGCUCUGAUUUCCUGGAUUUCGAGAAUCACUGCCCUUCGAAAAAACGACGCAUCACAUCUGAAUUUAAACAAAAGACAUCAGUAUUUGACACGUCCCAGUUUGAUCUUUUGUCUGAUGAUGAGGUGUUACCUUUGCCCGAUUAUGUAGGCUUGACGGCUGCAUGCGGCAAGACUCAGCCAAGUCGUCUCCAAACCGCUUCAACAAGUUUUGAUGAUAUCACCUUUUCGUCUUCUGCACCCGAACUACGGCAGACAAGGACAGGUCUUGGGAAAGCACCAUGGGAUGUCCUCAGUGACAACGCAUAUGACGCCGAGUCACAAGAAGAUAUCAACGCCGUCUUUGGGGAUGAGCCCACUGAUGCUGGAUACUCGAACCGAACUGCGCUGCUGUUGGCGUCUCUGUCUCAACCUUUAAUGAAGGAAAACAAAGCGCCAGUGCGAUCUAUUGACACCAAGACAACCGUCAAGCCGACAAAGACCAGGUCUAAAAGUGAGCCUCACGAUGAUAUCGUUUUCUCUUCGAGUCCUGCCAAAGCUCGCUCAUCGAAAGCUUCUAAGCCACCAGCAGAUGCAAAAUUUAGUCGAGAGGCAGGGAAGGGAGCAGAGAAAGAAAGAAAACGGCUUCAGAGAGAUGCCGAAAAAGAAGCAGAGAAGGAAAGGAAGCGACUAGAACGAGAAAGAAAGACGCAAGAGAAACAGAAGGCCGCGGAUCUAGCAGAGGUCAACAAAUCUCGAACCAACAAGAAAAGCUCAGCGCCCGAAAUGAUAGUUGACGCUACUAGGGCAUUGCAAGGCACCAGCAUCGGAAAUCAAGUCGAAGAAUACAUGAAACAGGCUGAUAUUGAGUUGCACUACAUCGACGAAGAAUUCAACCUGACCGCGGAUACGGCUGGGAGGGAUCACUAUGGGAAUAUCAUAAGAUGGCGACGUAAGGUUGGAUCUACUUACAAUGAUGAACAGGAUCAGUGGGAGCCUACCUCCAAGACUACGAUUGUACGUGAGGAACAUGUUCUGGUUCAUUUGACUGCUGUUGAAUUCGCGGCCACCUUGACCACUUCGACUAUCAACUCGACCUCAAACAAAGUCCCAAGGGUUGAGGAGAUGAAAACAAAUAUUGAUAACCAUGUCGCGUCUAUUCGCAGCUAUUACCACCCAUGUACACCAAUCUAUCUCAUCGAGGGCAUGGGUACCUGGCUGAAAAAGAAUGUCAAUGCGAAAAAUCGACAGUAUACUGCUGCAGUGAGGGCGCAAAUGAACGAUUCUAUGACGGAACUUACUCACACCGUCCCAGUUGGGUCCCAGCCUCGGGCUAAAAAGCGCAAGAAGCCCGAGGCCCAGUCGCUAGACUUGUCAUUUAUCACUUCUGCACACGUAGAAGACCUUCUUCUGCAUUUGCAACUUGCCCAUCAGCCGAUUCUGAUACAACACACCACAUCGCCUACGAAUACUGCAUCCCAGAUAUUGACGCUUACGCAACACCUAUCGACAAGGCCGUACCGGUUAGCACAGCUUGAUUACAAUCUCAAGAAUGCCAGUUUUUGCAUGGAUAGUGGACAGGUCAAAACUGGAGACAAUGCGAGGGAGACUUUCGCUAAGAUGCUGCAGGAGGUUCAACGUGUCACUCCUAGCAUGGCAUAUGGUAUUUUGGAUAGCUGGAGCACAGUGACGAAACUGGUAGGCGGGUUUGAGAAGCAUGGUAAUCUUUUGCUAGAGGACGUUCGGAAAAGUCUCAACAAGGAUGGCGCCUGGAGUGAACGACGUUUGGGGCCGAUGGUCAGCAAGCGGCUUUACAAGGUCUUUAUGGGAAGGGACCCAUCAGCCACUGACGGCAUGUCCUGA
This is a messenger RNA of Exophiala bonariae, 1950 nucleotides long. RefSeq lists its product as uncharacterized. Gene Ontology annotation, molecular function: DNA binding; crossover junction DNA endonuclease activity. Gene Ontology annotation, cellular component: nucleus; Holliday junction resolvase complex. Gene Ontology annotation, biological process: resolution of meiotic recombination intermediates; replication fork processing; double-strand break repair. The record is from RefSeq and is a predicted model, not a curated record. Bases 1 to 1950 code for a protein of 649 amino acids. Lineage: Eukaryota; Fungi; Ascomycota; Eurotiomycetes; Chaetothyriales; Herpotrichiellaceae. The transcript has a single exon.